AUGAAAGUGUUUGUUGGUGCUUUUGUGUUGGUCGGAUGUGUUCUGGCGCACGGAUCGGCUCUUUCGGCGCAGGGUGCUAAGGAUUGUGCCGGAACCGACGGUGGACUUUCGUGUCACGGAGCAAAGAUUGUGCGUAACCUUGUGCAGCGGCUGGCACGUUCGGGAAAAGCGGACGAUGCGCUUAAACUUUUCCCGGGAGUGGAAAUUGUGGCCAACGAAGAUCCGGAAGAACGUGAACGCUCGCUGAACGAAGUGACGGACGAUGAUCGUAGCAUGUUCGGGCGCUUUGCCCGGUACCUUCAGAACCACGAGAUGAAAAUCAACUUCGGACAGUUGGUGCAGCGCAGCGACAUUCAGGAAGCGAUCCGGACAGCUUUCGGUGCGAUGGACCAGGAGGUGAUUGCUGACGUUGCAGAGGCCCGUAAGAAGGAUAAGGGUGGUUUGGGAGCGAUCAUGAUGAUGGGUCUGAUGAUGGGCAAGCUGCUGGCGGCUCUCGGAUUCGGAGGUGUUGGUCUGCUGGCAUUGAAAGCACUCGGCGUGUCGAUGGUGGCGCUGCUCCUAUCGGCCAUCCUGGGACUGAAGAAGCUUACCGAGCACGGUGACCAUAAGGGACGGCACAACGAUGAACAUUUUGAGGUGCAUUCGGAGAACCAGCACGGACACGAAGGUGGUGCUCGAAAGCGACGCUCUGUUGAGACGGAAGCCUUCGCCAACCAGAUGGCUUACAAUGGCUGGGCACCGCUUGUUCAGUGA
Anopheles maculipalpis is the source of this 753-nucleotide messenger RNA. RefSeq lists its product as uncharacterized. The record is from RefSeq and is a predicted model, not a curated record. The coding region runs from base 1 to 753 and encodes 250 amino acids. The transcript has a single exon. NCBI's taxonomy places the organism in Eukaryota, Metazoa, Arthropoda, Insecta, Diptera, Culicidae.